Molecule: messenger RNA, 1203 nt
Organism: Pongo pygmaeus (Bornean orangutan)
Lineage: Eukaryota; Metazoa; Chordata; Mammalia; Primates; Hominidae
Product: serine/arginine repetitive matrix protein 3-like
Exons: 3
Coding region: 1-1110 (369 amino acids)
Source: RefSeq, a predicted model, not a curated record
AUGCUGGGCAGUGGCAGCGAGCCGCAGCUCCCAGUCAGCUACACCAUCACAAGGAUGAACAAUCAAUACUCUACAGUGGACGGUGUUACCAGACGACUUUGCCCAACUGAAACGAGACCCAGGGCAACCCCCUCCGCUGCGGCGGAACAAAGGAGGCGAGCGCAGCUGCACGCGCAGGGAGGCCCACAGCGUCCCGGGCCCCUCCUCCCCCGCCGCCGCCGGGGCACACCGCACCUGAACCCCACUCCCCAGGACGCCCCAUUGUUCUCCCUCCGCUUUCCUGCCCGGAGGCAGCCACACCGUGUCUUUGUAGGGGGCCAGGAAACAGCUGUGGGCCAGAGGAAUGGAGGGGCUGUGGGUGAACACCAGGACAGCCGAGAUUCGACUCUACCCACAGGUACGAAAGGCACGGGGCAAAGUAAGAGCAACUUAGUUUACAAGCCCUUCUUCCCUCCCGCCACCCCCGAAGCCACUGCGGAGUCACGACCACCCUCCGCGACCUACAGCGUGCGCCGUUCCCGCCGCAGCGCCGCGUCUCCCGAGAGAGCGACAGAGCCCGCUGACCCCCGCCCGCAGGGUGCGACGGGGCCAGGGACCGCGGGCACAAAGGCGCGGGGCAGGCGCCUCGGGGCCGCGGCCGGACGCAGAGGGAAGGGCAGGGGAGAGAGAGAGAGAAAGCGCUCGCGCUACCUCGCCUUGCGCUACCUCGCCGGGAGCCACUCCGCCUCCACGUCGUCUUCGCUCUCCGGUGGCGCUCCGGGACGCGGGCCCAGCCCGGGGCUGCGGGGCUCCCGCCGCGGCUAUUCUGCCAAGGCUGUCCCGCGGCUGCCGGCCGACAGCGCGCCGCGCGCUCUGGUACUGCCUCCACGCGCCGCGGUUAAGGCUCCCGUGCGCACCCGGCUGCGGAGUACUCAGCGGCGGCGGGAGGAGCCCGGCCACUCCCCUCUCGCCCGCUGGCGGAGGGGCCGGCCGAGGGGCGGGGGCGGCGACCUCGCAGCCUGGGAUUCGCCCCUCGGCGCGCGGGCAGGAACGGGAGCCACCGCCUCCAAGCCGACUCACCUCUGGCCGCCUGGUGCCGGCUUCACAGCGCCCUCCGACUCACUGACAUAAAAUGAGAAAUACAUUUUGACAACUCGAAGCCAGCCUGGGGUCACAUUCCAGCAAAGAGUGGGAGGAAGUCUCAAUUUUUCCUCCUCCCCAAGA